AUGAAACCCUCAUUACGAGCGCUCUCCCAACUGGCACCGCGCCGCGUCGAACUCGCCAACUACGACGCGCAACAAGUCGAAUAUAUGCGAGAAAAAUGUAUAAGUGUCGACGAGAAUGAUCGAAUUAUUGGGGCGAUAAGCAAACGGGCGGCUCAUUGCUCAGAGCAGUUAAUACUUCAUCGCGCCUUCUCCGUCUUCUCGUUCACCGCCGACAACAAGUUAUUGAUGCAGAAACGAAGUGCUGAAAAGAUAACGUUCCCAAACCUGUGGACGAACACAUGCUGCAGUCAUCCCCUCCACACACGACAAGAAAUGGACGGUGUCAUCGGAGCGAAGAGAGCGGCGAUCCGAAAAUUGGAGCACGAAUUGGGAAUCACCGGAAUCGCGACGUCACAAUUCCAGAUGUCCGGACGAUACAUCUAUCAGGCGGAGAUGGAAAAUGCUCCGUGGGGAGAGCACGAACUGGAUUAUGCUCUGAUUUUGAGAGGUGUUGGAAGAGAUCGGUGUCAGAUAAAUGAGAAUGAGGUGGCAGAGGUACGAGAGAUCGGAUUGGAUGAGCUGAAAUUGUGGAUGAAAAGAGAACCCGAAUCGUUCACCCCUUGGCUCAAACUGUUCUCCCUGACGAAGACGUUCGAGAAGUGGUGGUCAAAGAAUGCGGAUAAGACGACAGAAGAUAAUAAUAUCUAUAAAUUACACUAA
Messenger RNA from Caenorhabditis remanei, 699 nucleotides. RefSeq lists its product as uncharacterized. The record is from RefSeq and is a predicted model, not a curated record. NCBI's taxonomy places the organism in Eukaryota, Metazoa, Nematoda, Chromadorea, Rhabditida, Rhabditidae. Gene Ontology annotation, molecular function: isopentenyl-diphosphate delta-isomerase activity. Bases 1 to 699 code for a protein of 232 amino acids. Gene Ontology annotation, biological process: isoprenoid biosynthetic process; isopentenyl diphosphate biosynthetic process. Gene Ontology annotation, cellular component: cytoplasm. The transcript has 4 exons.